Carassius carassius (crucian carp) is the source of this 1791-nucleotide messenger RNA. RefSeq names its product nuclear factor 7, ovary-like. NCBI's taxonomy places the organism in Eukaryota, Metazoa, Chordata, Actinopteri, Cypriniformes, Cyprinidae. Bases 240 to 1601 code for a protein of 453 amino acids. The record is from RefSeq and is a predicted model, not a curated record. Gene Ontology annotation, molecular function: zinc ion binding; protein binding. The transcript has 6 exons.
UCUUACCAGGAAGAGACUGACAUGUUAUUUCUCUUUUCUGUCAAACUCACUCUUACUGACAAAAGCAAUAAAGAAUCAACAACCAUUGAAGAACGAAGAGAAACACUUUACAGAAGGAUUUCUGAGUCAUUUGUUUCUGAAUAGACAGCAGAUCUUUGUGAUUCUCUUGGUGAUUUAUUUUUCAAACCAUUGUAGUGAAAUUGAAAGUAGUUUAGAUCUCUGGAGCUCAAACAGUGAACAUGGCGUCUCUAAAUGUAUCAGCAGAAGAGCUUUCUUGUCCUGUUUGCUGUGAAAUCUUCAAGGCUCCUGUUCUUCUAUCAUGUAGUCACAGUUUCUGUAAAGAGUGUCUUCAACAGUUCUGGAGAACCAAGGAAACUCAGGAGUGUCCCAUCUGCAGGAGAAGAUCCUCAAGAGAAGAACCACCAUAUAAUCUUGCAUUAAAAAACUUGUGCGAGUCAUUCCUGAAGGAGAGAAAUGAAAGACAUUCAUCUGAGGAGAUCUGCAGUUUACACAGUGAGAAACUCAAACUCUUCUGUCUGGAGGACAAACAGCCGGUGUGUUUAGUGUGCAGAGAUUCACAACAACACGACAAUCACAAAUUCAGACCCAUCAGUGAAGCGGUUUCAUCAUUUAAGGAGGAGCUCAAUACGGCAUUGAAACCAUUACAAGAGAAACUGAAACACAAUGAAGAAAUGAAAGGAGAGUUUGAGAAAACAGUUCGACACAUCAAGUCUCAAGCUGAGCACACAGAGCGUCAGAUUAAACAGCAGUUUGAGAAGCUUCAUCAGUUUCUCAGAGAUGAAGAAGAAGCUACAAUCACUGCACUGAGAGAGGAAGAGGAGCAGAAGAAGCAGAUGAUGAAGGAGAAGCUGGAGGAGAUGAACACACACAUCUCAGCUCUUUCACACACAAUCAAAGAUAUGGAGGAGAUGAUGAAAGCCAGUGACGUCUGCUUUCUGAAGGAGUUUCCAGUCACAAUGGAAAGAGUCCAGAUCUCAUCACAGCCGGAUCCACAGACUCCUUCUGGAGCUUUGAUUCAUGUGCCACGAUACUUGGGCAACCUGCCCUUCAGAGUCUGGAAGAAGAUGCAGGACAUCGUCCAGAACACUCCUGUGAUUCUGGAUCCAAACACUGCAGAUCCACGUCUCGUCCUGUCUGAUGAUCUGACCAGUGUGAGAUGGAGCGAGAACAAACAACCUCUUCCUGAUAAUCCUGAGAGAUUUGACUUCUAUCCCUGUGUUCUGGGUUCAGAGGGGUUUAACUCAGGAACACACUGCUGGGAUGUGGAGCUUAAACAGAGUCCAAUCUGGAUUGUUGGAGUCAUUACAGCAUCAAACCAGAGGAAGGGAAGGGGUUUCUUAAAGACUGAUGUCUGGAGUGUGUAUUAUUAUAAAGAGAAACUGCCUUUAUCGUCUGGUUUCCAGGUUGAACAGCAUCUUGAUCGUGUGAGAGUGAAUCUGGACUAUGAGAGAGGAACAGUGUCGUUCUCUGAUCCUGUAACUAACACACAUCUACACACAUUCACAACCUCCUUCACUCACACACUCUUCCCUUUCUUCUGCUGUUCCUCUCUGAGGAUCUUACCCUUCAGUAGUCAGUAAACGUUACUCCUGCAGCUCUGGAUCUGCCUGCUUUCAUCGUUCAUCAUGUUUCAAUGUUUAUUGUAUGAGACUUGAUCUGAAUAUAUGGUUGUGAUUGAUAGUUAGCUGAACUCUGAUCACUGAGGGAUAUUAAUCAAGCUCUAUAAUUACUGAUUAUAUGUCUAUAAGAUUCAUAUUAUCUGCUGAAGUG